AUGAGCGCUACAGAGUCAUACAAAGCUCUUGUCAAAAACAUUGAUACCUCAGAUUUUACAGGAACCCAGGUUCUGUGUGACCUACUUCUUGCUGGCGAAAAAGCAUUUCCAGUUGUGGUGAACACGGAAGGUCAAAUUCUUAUAGCUGCUUCUCAAUACGGCAAGGGUCGUAUCGUAGUAGUAGCACAUGAAGCAUACGUAUCAAGUUCUAACUUUACCCAGUUCAUUGAUAAUGCAAUAAAAUGGCUGAAACCCUCAAAAGAUUCUUUGGUUGGGGUCCAUGAAAAGUUCUCUUCAAUGGUACAAUCUCUCGCUAACAGAGGCCAUGCCGUGGAGUCUACCUAUAAUUUUUACACUAAAUAUGGAGUCUACUGCAUGCAUGCCUAUGAUGAUAGACAAUCAAGUGAACUCAUCUGGGCUUUAAAAGCAGGACAUGGCUUGUUAAUUGGAGGACAAGCUUGGUAUUGGAUGACUAAGAACAAGCUGAAAAAUGUCCUGUUUGAUUUUCCAGGAAACAAGGUGGCAAGUGUAGCUGGUAUCCAAUUUUUUCAUAAUUAUGGAUUCAAAGAUAUGUUUGCCAUAACACCAGAGAUACCAACACGUCCUCUUAUUGCAAAGUAAGUACUUGGUAUUCAUGAAAAAUAUAAAACUGCAAUACAUUUACUGAAUGUAAGAAUAGUAUGAAAAGCGCAAGCUUCUGAAAAGUACCCAUACAAAUAAAACAAAAAAUGAAUAGAUAAAGUUCCUUGUUUAUAUGCGUGUAGUCAAUGUAAAACAUAACUUUUGAUGAACUUUUUUUGUAACAAUGGUAGUGAUAGAAGUUUUUUUUGUCACACCCUAUUUUAUAAAAAAAAAAGUAGUAAGUGAUUAUUCUUUAUUUCAGAAAAUCAUGCUUAUGAACUUAAAAAAAUAAAUUACAUGUAAUCCAUCUGUUGAUCUAUUCUAUUUCCAUGUAUUACAUGCAAGUUGUAGCGUAAAAUGGUAAUGCCGGGCAAACGAGGCAGCUGCCCUGGGCCCAGUUACUCCUGGAGGGCCCAAGGCAGCUGCCCCGUGGGCCCCGCUGCCCUCAAAAAAAAAUUUCCCCGUCCUCUAAGGAGUCCCACCGGGUGGCCCAUGCACUUAGGGCUUCCCAAUGGGCUUGUAACAGCAGGGGCCCGGUCGGGCUCUGUGGCCCUUUAACAGCGCGACUGAGCCACUUGCUUUUUGGCAGUAUGGGAGGAAGUGACAGCCGCGAGUCACUUCCUCCCAUAAAAAGAGGAGCUGCACAGGAGGGGGCAGCCUGGGCAGGAGGAGUCGCACGGGAGGGAGGAGGUGGCGGCAGCAGCAGUGAGGAUGGAGGCUCCUCACUGCCAUCAGCCUCAGGCACCACACUAGACUCCAGGGAAGCCACCCAGCAAAAGGUAGGAAACUGGAGGGUGGGUUUAAAAAAGUAAAUUUUACAUGUGUGUUAGUAUGUGUUUGUGUUUGUAUGUCUGUUUUUCCAGGAGGCCAAAGCAAAUGCUUGACCAGGGUCCAAUCAUUAUUAAGCCCUUAAGGACACAUGACGGAAAUAUUCUGUUAUGAUUCCAUUUAUUUCUGAAGUUGUGUCCUUAAGGGGUUAAAGACUGUCCUGGGUGAAUAUAUAUCUAGAGGAAAAGGAACUGAGAUAAAUAAUGUCAUCAGGAGGUAUGAAAGUUCAAUAUAAUAUUGUGGUAAGCUUAGCUGAACAACCUUGUAUCAUAUGCAUUGUUAAUUUAAUGUGGUUUCAAGACAAGAAAUAAUUGUAGAAGAUGAGCAUUCUCUAUGUUGGAAAUUAACAUUCUCCAGGAGUUUAAAAUUAUUUUCAAUAUUAAAAAGGUUUAGGAUGUCUAGCACUAUAAGGGUGAAAGUUAAGUUUCAACAGUUAAGAUACAUAUACAUAAAUUAUUCGUAGAGUUAUUUUAUACCCAAGUAAUUACUUUUACUUCCAAAUUAUAGUACAUAAUAUUAGAUUAAAGGCUACUCUAAGUGAUUCAAUUUCAAUCAUAUGUUCUAGAGUGUGUACAUGUAUUGCCACCAAACCCACUGAGACCCUGGUUUUAUGAAUGCAUACAUGGUCAUUUAUGAAUCUCAAAGAAUUAAGUAAAUUAUUCUUGAGCAUGGUUAUUCGGUAUCUUGUUCAUCUUGCUAGACCAUCUGCUAUACAUGUGGCAGCAGGAGGUGCAGAGCUCUUGGGCCAUUGAGAAAAGCAUAGCCAUUUGCAAGUGUUUUCCCUGAGUACUAUUAUUGCUCCAUGAAUGAAUUUUCACCUGAUAUAUAUUGGCCAAGAAAAUAUUUAUUUAUGUCAAAAUAAUUAAAAUAGUGGUGCUUUUCUGUUUUCAGGUAUGUGUGGAACGUUUCUGAAGAUGGUAAGCAGUUGAUGAAUGGAAUAUCUGAGUUGCAUAUAUUUGACAGUGGUACCCCAUCCAAUCUUCUUGUUCACGGGGAAAGGGCCUUUCCUCUUGUAAUAGAUGAAUCCAAUAAAACGUAUCUUGCUGCAUGUUAUUAUGGAAAAGGCAGGGUUGUAGUUGCAACACACGAGGAUCAAAUUAGCAAAUCUCACCAAAAACAGUUAAUUACUAAUCUAAUCUCUUGGCUAGAUGCCGGAAGGGAUGGAAUAGUUGGCGUACAAAGAGACUUAUAUGAACUUCAAGCUCAUCUUCAUGAACAUGGUUUUGCCAGUAAACGCUCAGACUUCAACAAACUUUUCAGUGUCUAUUGCUGUACAUCAUAUACAAAUAAUUAUGCUCAAAAACUACAGGAAUUUGUUGCAGAGGGUGGUGGAUUACUCAUUGGAGGACAAGCAUGGUAUUGGGCUUCCCAAAAUCCUGGUAUUGAUGAGCUCAUCAACUAUCCAGGAAAUAAUAUUAUCAACCAUUUUGGUAUAAGUAUCAUAGCUGGAAGAGAUGCAUCAUAUAAACUUAAAAAAUUACAUUUUGAGAACCUCAACGAGAAAUACCAGUGUCGAAGAGCUCUUUCGCAGCUUCAGUAUGCUUUAGACAACAAUCAAAUGAUCCAUGCUCCACUUUCCUCCUGGAUUGUCAAAUUAGCUGAAGAUUGUGCAAUACUUCUAAGCAUUGGAGAAAAUGACAGCCAGACUUUUCAUUCUUUAAAAAAGACACUUGUAAAUCUUUUGCUGAAGUUUGGUAUACCAGAGGUCAGUAAUGAUAGGCGAGUGAAAAGAGGCAGCAAGGAGGCUUUUCUGUUGAGAGUGGCUGCAGGACUUCGAAAUACAUUGCCCAACUUUGAAAACCUUGCGGCAAAGCUGGUUCCAACUUCUAUAACUCUUCCUGUGACUUCACUUGGGAGCCUAGAAAUUAAUGGCACAAGUAAAGGCAAGUUAAUUUAGCAGAGGAAGAUUGUACUUCUUCUGUUGCUGAAUACUGUUGUAGAUAAAUGUGGAAAAAAAAUAGUCAGAGAUGAUUAUUAUUAUUGAAAGUCUACUUCCAUUUUUUUUUCUAUAUUCUUGAAGUGCUCAUGUACAGAAAAAAUUCAGUGCUGCCCCCUGUGGGCCAAAAUUGUAAUUAUUAAAUGUAAAUUAAAAGUGUAUACCUUUAGAUAAAUAAUAAAGUGCAUUAUUAAAUUUUUGUAUUGCUUUAUUUAAAGGGACAUCAUAGUCACCAGACCAACUACAGCUUAAUGUAGUUCUUCUGGUGAGUAUAUUUGCUGUAAAAACUGCCUUUUCAGAGAAAAGGCGGUGUUUACAUUGCUGCCUAGGAACAUGUCUCGUGGCAACACCUCUGACGGCCACUAGAGGUGCUUCCUGGAUAUGUGCUGCACACUGCAGCGCUGUCGUUCAGCGUUUCAGCGCUCUGCAUGCAGACGCUGAACUUUCCCCUUAGCGAUGCAGUGAUUGUCUAAGCCAGCUUUUCCUAUGGGAGAGCAUUGGAUUCACUGUGAUCAUCAAUUCUGAUAAUGUCAGCCAAGGAGGUAAAUUGGGGGCCGGGCCACCACAUGCAAACAAGUGCGGCGCUGCAAAUAAGGUAAUUUCUUUAACCUUUUAAGGGGAGUGGGGGAGGGGGUGGGGUGGGCAUCCACCUAAAUGGUGGUUUUAACACUAUAGGGUCAGGAAUACACAUUUGUGUUCCCGACCCUAUAGUGUUCCUUUAAGAUUCUAAACCAAGCUGAAGGAAUCUCACUAUAGGAAAACUGUAAAAGUCAAUUGCCUACCUCUUGACAGUAGCAGUUCGUGGCUUUGUAUGAUAUCUCCUUCUACAUGUGCAAUGUCAUAAAUUGGUGUUAGAUAACAGAUUUUUUACGUUUUAAGUUUAGUGUUACACAGUAUUAUCUGGUUAAUUUCCCAUUACUUGGAGAUGAUAUAUAUGAUGUUCAGUUAAAACAAUCAUUCUUAUAAAUAAACUAUAAAUAUAUAAUUUGAUUGUUUCUACAGCCUAGUUUAGUUUUUUCCGUCCCAGUCUCCAAGGUAUGCUAGCGGUCCAGGUUUGGUCAGUAUCCCCAAUGGAACCGAACAGGGAAAUGCAAACAUUCUCAACUGUUAGUUUGUCUUGAAUGAUGCCCUAGAUUCUUAGGAACUGGUAAAUAGAUUAUAUAUUCAGUAUUAUUACAUUUUACAUCUGAUUUAUUGCAGGAAACGAAGCAUGGAGAAGUACUGGAUUUUAUGUUCCCCCAGGAAAAAUUGCUAAAGUGAAUUUUCCAACAGCUGCAGUCAAUAUGGGACUGGAGGUAAUUCAUAAAAGAAAAUUGUAUCUAAAAAAAACUAGAAGGUUGUUAAAACACACUGACACAUAUUGCAUGGUGUUAAAUAUUUCUUUAUUAUUUUUGUUUUUCAAGUGUUAUUUGAUAUAUCGUGUGAAAACAAAUUGUAGUAUGUAUCAGUACAAAAUAGGUAGCUAUGCUGCAUCAGAUGUAUGGUUAGUUAAGCAGAGGUAACAAGAUAAAAGAAAUCCAGAAGGGGGCGGGGUGCUGAUCAUGUAGCUGAAUGGACGCAACUUGCUUCGGCUCUUCGCCAAUUCUGGUUAAACAGUGCCUAUAAAGGUGAUCUAAACCCAAUCCUGGAAACGACUACUAGCCAGCAAUUGGAGACUCUUGGGCAUUCAUAGGAUUGAGUGUCAUCACUCAUACUUCUGGUUAUUAGUACAUGGCCUAGGCGGGAUAAGCGGCCGGUCUCCCGAACCUGGCCUUGAUGUGUCUACCCUGCAAACUAUCAGAACCCUGUACUCCCCCCCCCCCACUCCAGUGGGCUGGUGGGGGUUAUCCUGGUCUCCACCAAGGGUUGCCAAUCUACCAGGUCGAAACAGUGACCACAACUUGGAUCCCAGCGGACAAUCCAAAAUGGCCACCGCUGCUAAUGCCUCAAGGCCAAUGGUGUAUUUAGGAUUUGUGCUGCCCUAGGCAGGACGGUGCUCGGGCACCCCCCAAUUUAAAUUUUCCUCUCCCCUUACUGUCAAGGUCGCACUUUGACUGACAGAUGCACACUCACUGACAGACGCACACUCGCUGACAGACGCACACACUCUCAUAUACACUGAAAAACAAUGACAUACACACACACUCAUUUAUUUGACACACACUGACAGACUCAGAGUCACUGACAGACUCAGACUCAUUGACAGACGCAGACUCACUUACAGACGCAAGCACUGACAGACGCACACACGUACUCACAGACCGACACACACUCACUGACUGACACACGCACGCUGACUGACACACGCACGCACUCACUGACCGACACAUACAUACUCACUCAAAGACACACACAUUCACUCACUCACAGACACACAUAUACACACACAUUUCCACUAACACUCACAAAUUAUUAUUUUUUAAAUUUUAUUUUAAAUCCACCCAGCCUCCUUUGGAUAGCUGGAGUGGAUUGCUUACCUGCGAUUCAGUGGGGCUGUUGCGCGGGCAGGCAGGCGGGCAGGGGGCGGACAGGCUGAGUAGGCGGCGAGGGAGCUCUAAUCUUCCUGCUCAGCUCCCUCGCGCACCGCUUAGUGGUGCCGGGAGCCGGAGUGACGUCAUAUUCCUGCUCCUGGCUUCAUUAAGUGGCACACGUGGGAGCUGAGCAGGAAGAGCUCAGGUGAGCAUGCUCCUUUGCUGUCGGCAUGGGGGGGGGCUCAAAAGUGGCCAGUCGGCCAGCUCUUGAGCCCCCCAGGACACGAGGAAAACAAGGGAUCUGCCUGGGCGUUUGGGGGACGGCUUUUUUGGCCGUCCCCUGCAAAGUGCAGCCCAAGGCAGAUGCCUUGUUUACCUCGUGUAAGAUACUCAAGGGACACAUUCAUGGAGCGAAUAAUACAGCGUAAACUCACCUUCGCAGAAGCAUUGGGCACUAUCUGCACCCGGUUCUGAGAGACUUGAGGCCUGGCAGAGCAGCCCUCCAAUACCUGACAUUCAGCUGAUCCUUCCGGCGAAGGCUUUGGUUGGUGACUCCCCACCUAGACCUGAACUCAUCCAGGUAGUUACACCUGUGCACGGUCCACACACUCAAGGAAUUCACUGUUCUACCGCCAUGCCAGGUGCCCGUUGGAGAUUUGCCUGGGACUCUGACUUACCCCCCCCCGACAUUUGAUGUGGGCUUUUAUAAAGGCCUGGGGCUGGAGCAGCAGUGUACUUGGGACAGGGGGCUUAUCCUCAGUGGACAUAUAUGGCAUUCCUACCCUGUUGGACAACCUUUUGAGACACUAUCCCAUCGGGUGAAUAAGACACUUUUUGCGCUGUUAUUUUUAUUUUAUUUUAAUCUGUGCACAACACUCUCCUCUCUAUUUUUACUCGCCCUUGGUUUGUCAUUUGAUGUCUGUAUGGUCCUGGCCCUGGAUCCCUGCUGGUCCUUCGCUCUUCCUUUCAGCGUUGCUGCUGUCACACUCACAGUCUAAAGCUCGUCAGUGCCCAAUGAAUUGCACCCAGAUUCAGCAUGUCCUCUAGCUAACACAUCAUCCCCACCAGCAUUGCAUUAUAUUAUAGGGCUGACAGGCUUCUGCUGUCUACUGUUUGAUAGCAACAUGGUAAAUCUUCUUAUUCUUUUGUCUUGUUUUAUUUUAUUACAUAACUUGAACUAGCAUGUUCUUCUGUAAAGAACGUUAAGGCUCUCCCUGCCUAUCACUUCCCAUGUGUUUAUAAUAUCUUGAUAGUCCUGUGUGCUAUGACAAGGUUGCAUAGCUUGCUUAUUAAAUUACAUUUCACAAAAACAAAAUGUCUUUCCACGGACAUGCACUCAAUGUCCUCAGACGUGUUUGUCUAGCAUGACCUUUUCUUUACACUAUAAAAUUGUGCUGCACCAUCAUACUGCCAUGUACCGUGUACACAAUGUUUUGCUAAUAGUUACCCUGUAUUCAUUGCUAUACCUGUGUAUGCUGUUGUUGCAUUGCAAGUUUUAUUGUACUCUUGAGAACAACCAAAAUAAAGAAUAAAAAAAAAGGAAUCUAGUAUAUCCACUCAUAAAAGCGGAAGGUUAAUUUUGAAUAUGUUUUGAAAAUUUCAGGUGCAGGUCGGCUGUCACUCAGAUGACCUCAGUAAUCUUCCUGAGCUGAAACGCCCCCCAAUUGUGACACAGCGAUAUGCAGUUACCCAAACCACUUUACACGUCUCUAAUAUUUUUGGUGGCCUCCUCUACGUUAUCAUUCCAAAAGGUUGUAACUUAGGACAAAUAAUGAUAAGCAUAGAAGAAGCUGUUCUUGCUCCGUAUUUCAAGCAUGGUAAAUAUUAUAAGAUUUUGGUAGAAUAUAACUACAGUAUUGUUUUCAUAUAUACAUUUGCUAAAAAGUUGAGUUGCACCUGCUUGCACAUGUGUCUCUGUGGCGCAAUCGGUUAGCGCGUUCGGCUGUUAACCGAAAGGUUGGUGGUUCAAGCCCACCCAGGGACGUGUAUUUUACACCUGGUAUGGUAAAUAUACAAUGUAAAAUCAAUGCUCUCAUAUUUGUGCUUUAAAAAUUACUUUUUAAAAAUGGAAUUUCAAGCUAUUUUUAAAUCUAUAUAUUAGAGAAGCUAUCCUCAACAUGAUGAGGGAAUUAAGAAUUAUUUAAAUCAGAUUUUUUUUUUAUCAUUCUUUCUUUUAGCUGUGAAUAGUAAUACAUAAAAAAAUUUGCCCAGCCACAACAGCUGUUGAAAGUACAAAGUAAAAUAUGAGAUAGCAUUUGCAUGGCUUCAAUAAAACUGCACAAUUUUUAUUUUUAUUUUUAUUACAUAAAGUAACUUCAGGCUAAGCGGAUAUGUCUAGAGAGGGUGUUAUAUACUAUAUUCAGUAAGUUAAAAAGAAUGUAUAGCCAUGAUGCUUGGUUAAAUAAAGCGUAGGUGGUCAGGCUAGGCACACAUGUUUGUAGUGAGAUCAUGAAGUUAGCUUGUAGGCUAAUAAAGCCCACCAGACAUAUAUGAGAUAAACUAAUUAUAAACAAGAUGAGCACUGCACUUUAUAACAGUAAUAGGUAAAGAAACAGCAAAAAACACAGCUCUAAUAAUUUGUGAUAAAAUGAGUGUAGGUAUGGCAGAGAAAGUUGUAGAGCUGGAGAUUACUGCAAGAGGUAAAUACCACAGAGGGGGUUGGUGAUACUAUGGCAGAGCACUGUAGUGGGGUUAUCAAGCACUGUGCAUUAGGAGAACAGCUGCACAACAGCCCAGCAGUAGGUAAGACCCAUGUGCCACCUAACCUAUGCCCCUGGUUAGAGAGACCCAGCUCCCAUUACCCUCAGCCACUCCAAUGAUUCCUUACCCUGAAGCGCAAGCCCUCAGAGAGUCCAGUCCAAGACUUCCCAGGCAGACAAUCUGUGUGUCAGUCGGAGUUCGCUGCUGUAGACUCGCCGUUACGCACUCCCAGCUGCGUGACUCUGGAGCAGCAUGGACACGCAAGCAGGGCGAAUACGUUGCGGUAGGUUCUGGCGGCCACUAUCGUGCUGCGCCUCUCUGGGAACAUGUGAGGUAGCCAUGCACUUGCGGCGGUGAAUGGUAGGGUGGCUCCUAGGUGCCAUGCGUUGAACAGCAGGAAAAGAGGUGCACUGCGGCUGAGGUAGGCUAUGGGAUGUUCUCUGCCAUCGUGCUUGACCUGGCUUAGCACAGCUCCUAAUCCAAACAUAGUAGCAAAUGUGUGAAUGAGAAAACACUUAUUCGGAUUAGGAGCAGCCAUUUAUCAGGGGGUCCUUGAGGGCUUGGAACACCUGCUCACACCACGGGUCCAAGUGUACCUGCCUGGGCUGGUUCUUUUUGGUCAUGUCGGUGAGGGGUUUAGCUAUGGCACUGUAGUUGGGGACAAACUUCCGAUAGUCCCAAGUGAUAGGAAAGCCAUCACUUGGGUCUUAGUGCAGGGACAGGGCCAGUGAGCUACUGCCUCAACCUUGGCUGGCUCUGGCUUCUGCUUCCCACACCUGGUGUCCCAGGUACUGCACUUCUGCCAUAGCUAUGUAACACUUACUGGGUUUUAACGUCAACCCUGCUUUCCUUAUUCUGUCUAGUACUGAUCCCACGUGUACCAGGUGCUCCUCCCAAGAUGUUGUCAAGGUAAGCACAUGCAUAGUCCUGGAGGCCAUCCAACAGUCUGUCCACCAUCCUUUGGAAAGUGGCCGGGGCAUUAUUUAUUCCAAAUGGCAUUACCUUAAAUUGGUAUUGGCCAAAUGGAGUGACAAAUUCCGACUUGGGAAUAGCAUCUGCCGCUAGGGGGAUCUGCCAGUACCCCUUACACAAAUCUAUAGCGGUGAGGUACUGGCCCCUGAGCCAUCCAGUCUAAUAAUACAAACACAAUAGGUGGAGCAAAUUAUAUACUUUCCUCUCUUCUUAGUAAGUCUAGUAAUGCUGUAAAGAUAGAGAGGUAUAUAAUAGUGCAGAUAUCUUAAAACCAUAUAUGUAUAUACUGCUUGUUACAAGAAUGCACUCUCAAGAGUAGAGCCAUAUACCGAACCUGACUCUGGUGUGGAUGUCCUCAGGAUCUUUAAGGGUAAUCCAAAUCCCCCUGUGGAUAGUCUGGAUACCUGGAGUGUUGUAGUCUCCUCCCAGCAGUAAAUUGCAGAAAAUCCAAAUAGGGUUAAAACAAAAUUUAUUUGGUAAAACACAUGGAUAAAAUAAAUGUAACUUUAAAUAAUAUUCUUCGGUAUUUGUUACCCCACUCUGGAUUGAAUUCUGUGUAUAUAUACACAUCAUGAUUGCACUGUCACUUUAAACACUUGUCGUCUGUAUUUUCAAACUAUGAAAGCAAAAUAUUGAGCAAUAUGUGAUCAAAUGUAUUUAAUAUUUAUUUUUCAUCUUUCCAAUAUUAGACAAUAAGUCAAGAUGUCUAUGAAUUUUUAUGUAUUAAAUAUUGUGCUCAAGCAUAGAGGUAUUAAAGACUCCUUCAGUUAUACUUAUAGACUCAGUGGAACGCAAGGUGCGUUCCAGACACGCUGAGUGGUUAUAUGAUUGUAAAGGACGUAAGCAACAGGAAGAGCGUUGCUGAUCUAAUGGAACGCAAGGUGAGUUCCAAACACGUCGGAUAUCCACAAAACCGGAUAUGACGCAAACAGGAAGUAGAGUAUCGACAGAGAAAAAAAGACCGCGAAUUAGAAAACAAGCAGCAUGUAAAGAACAGAAUGGUGAUAUCAGCAAAGCCAACUGAAGAAGCCACGCUAGGCGAAACGCGUUUUGUUAUUAUAUUGGACAUUAUUAAGAGAUUUUAUUUACAUUUAUUUUAUCCUUGCGUUUUACCAAAUACAUUUUGUUUUAACCUGUGACGAGAGCAAUCUCGCCACAUUGCAUUGGAGGAGCCUGGUUGCCCGUCUGCUCCCUUUAGACUAUGGACCUGACUUUUAAAAUACUUUAUUUUCCCUGCAGAAAGGCUUAUUCAUGCCUUUCUGCCAGGGCGUUCGGUAGAUUUUAUCUACCGAACAAAAUACCGAAGGCGGACUACCGGGAAGGGCUGGAACAGGGCUACCAGCAGCUGUUCCACUCCAGGGAGAAGGCUCAGCAGGAGAGCAGAGUGACAGACCCAGAGCCAGACCCAUUCAGCUGGGACGAGAUAGUAGAGUUUUACUGGGAAGAACCCCAGGUGGCUGGUGGAGAUGGGACCGAGGUUGGUCCUGUCUCCCAGCGGCAGAGUGUCCUACAGGGAAUAGAGAGCCCAGUCUCCUUUCCCCAGCAGCAGGACACUGUAUUGGGAGCAGAGACAGUCGGUCUCCUUCCCCAGAGGCUGGAAGUAUGUAUGGGAGAGGAGCUUGCUACCCCCUCUCCCCAGCGGCAGUGUGAUCUACAGGGAAUUGAGAGCCCAGUCUCCUUUCCCCAGCGGCAGAGUGAGUUAAAGGGGGCAGGGACAGUUGGUCCUGUCCCCCAGCGGCAGAGUGUCCUACAGGGAAUAGAGAGCCCAGUCUCCUUUACCCAGCAGCAGGACACUGUAUUGGGAGUGGAGACAGUCGGUCUCCCUCCCCAACGGCUGGAAGUAGGUAUGGGAGAGGAGCUUGUUAUCCCCUCUCCCCAGCGGCAGCUUAACUCACCAGGGGGAGACAGUAUGCCCCACAACCGUGCAGAUGGGACCGUUGCCUCUGCACUUACAGCACAGGGGGUAGGGACGGUCGGUCCUGUCCACCCUGCAGCAGGGCUGUUUAGCCAAAGGGGAGACAGUCGGUCCUGUCUCCCAGCAGCAGCAUGUGUUACAGGGAAUUGGGAGCACCGUCUCCAUUCCCCAGCGGCAGAGUGUCCUACAGGAGUGUCCUACAGGGAAUAGAGAGCCUAGUCUCCUUUCCCCAGCUGCAGGACUGUGUAUUGGGAGCGGAGACAGUCGGUCUCCCUCCCCCGCUGCUGGAAGUAUGUAUGGGAGAGGAACUUGUUACCCCCUCUCCCCAGCGGCAGCUUGACAUACCCAGGGGAGACAGUAAGCCCCACAACUGUGCAGAUGGGACCAUGGUCUCUGCACUUACAGCACAGGGGGUAGGGAUGGUUGGUCCUGCCCCCCAGCGUCAGGGCUGUUUAGCCAAAGGAGAGACAGUUGGUCUCCCCCCACAGCAGCAGAGCUGUGUAUCCAAAGGGGUGACAGUCGGUCUCCAGCAGCAGAGCUGUGUAUCUAAAGGGGAGACAGUCGGUCUCCCCCUCCAGCAACCAGGCUUCAACCAGGCUACUUCCACGGUAGCGCUGACACCAGGGCAGAGUACUGCUGGUCUCUACCCACUCAGCAACCCACUAAGGCAGCCUACCAGUCCCCCACACAGCUGUGGUGAGGCACCUGAACAUGGACAAGUUUCUCCCUUACCCAGGUGUAGUAACCAUUUAUUGUGGGUGGGCUGUAUUACUGGUUGUGCUUUGUAGGUGGGCUGCUGGACUAACCAGGGCACUGACCGGCAGGAGGUCAGAUACCCUGUUAGUCUGUCUGGAAAAGGGGAGAGAUGUGACGAGAGCAAUCUCGCCACAUUGCAUUGGAGGAGCCUGGUUGCCCUGUAGGGUCGGGAAUACAUGUUUGUGUUCCUGACCCUAUAGUGAUCCUUAGGUAAGUGAGGCAGUAACUUACUUGCGACCUGUUUGGUAUGUUGGCUGUUUGUAACAACAAUUUGAAAUACUCUUCAUUUAGUCAUGUACUCAGUACUCAUGACUGCAGUUUGCCUGACCUGGGGUAGGGUUGCUGGUUUACGGCCUGAUUAUUAUAAAUAUAAUUUCCACAGAGCUUUAAAUUGGUUCCACUGGUUUCCAUGGUGAUUGCCCCCCUUUCAGUAAUUUCGACUACUUUUUAGAACACAGCACAUUGAUAAAUGUCCCUAAAUGCGUUCUCAUGGUGUCCCUCAUGAGUAUCUCAGAAAAGCAUAUGUACACCAAUCCUGUAAUAAGUUUAUUAUUCUUAGAAAGUCACACUAUGAGAGAGAGUAAUCUGAUACUAAUAUUAUACUUCUCACUUUAUUGCUAACACCAAUGGCUAGUAAACCAUAUUUAGAACCCCCUCGGUUAAUCAGUGUUGACACUGGAGGGAUUAGGUUUCUGAUGGCAGUCUCUCAGCUACAUAGUACAGUAUUGGAAAUCUUGCACUAUAGACUCAAAAAGAGCUUUCAAAUUAAAUACAAUAAAAUAUUAACACAUAAUAAGUAAUAUGGCAGAUUGCUAGCAUAACUCCUUUUGUUUUGAAUGUAAUUAUCUUGUUAUGAUAUUAAGUGUCUUAUUUUAGGAGAAACAACUCAGGAUUCCUGGGUGGAAACUAUACGCCAUUACCCUUCACCAUGGGCAGAAUUUGAAACCGAGAACAUUAUCUUCACAGUUCCGUCUGAUGUAGUCAUUUCCUUGAUGAACCCAAGUGAACCACUCUUGCUCUGGGAAAGGAUCAUGACAGCAGUUUUCGAGUUGUCUGGGCUUCCAUCUCAAUCUGACAGGCCUGAGAGAUUUGUAGCCGACGUACAGAUUACAGAUGGUACGGCCCCUCCAAACUUCAUGUAAAUCUCCAUUUUAUUAUUAUUAAAAGAAUUUUCCUCCAAAAUUGUGUAUUUAAAAUACAAGUAAUAAUCCUUAAAAUUGCACCUUAAGCACCAAAACAACUUUAGCUUAAUGAAGCAAUUUUAGUGUUUAAUUCAUACCCCUUCUCUCUCACUGUUCAAUUCUCUGUCAUUUAGGAGUUAAAUCACUUUUAUUUCUGUUUAUGCAGCCCUAGCCACAUCUCCCCUGGAUGUCACGCAGCCAACAUGAAAUUUAAAAAAAAAAUUCAAUCAGAUUCUAAAGCACAGUGUGUUUGCUUUAGAAGUUGAUAUCUCCUGCUCUUUUAAUUGAACUUUAAUUACACACAAGAGACUGUUUCAGGCUCUCACAAGCUAUUAAUAGAACAGGAGGUUAAGAACUCUAAAUUAAACACACCAUAAAGGAAGCUUAAACAUUUUGACAUUUUUCAGGAAGUGUGUAUGGAGGUUGUCUGAGUCUCAGACAAGGGAAGUAUUACAAAUGCUGCAUAAGCAAAGUGAUUUAACUCCUAAAUGACGGAUAAUUGCAGGGACAUGGUCUAUGCACCAAAACCACUACACUAAGCCAAUAUUUUUGGUGGUAAGACUGUCCCUUGAAUUUUUUUGUUCUUGAAGAUCAAAAUAAAAGGCCUAUUUACGUGGUUUUUAAUGGUUAUUUUUGUUUUGGAAAUGUAUUUAAAUAUUUAUUUCUACCAAAGCAUAAACAAUUCCCAUUAACAAUUCCCAUCAAAUACAUACCAUUGUUCCAAUUUGUGAGCUGCAGCACCACAUAUAGCUAGUGUUGGAAACACAGUUUAGGUGGAAUGAUGAACCAGGUAUGACAGGGGUGCCCAAAAGGUACAUCCCCAGAUGGUUUGACACUACAGCUUCCAUGAUGCUUUGUUAUUCUAAAGACAUUCUAAAAGCAUGCAAAGUAUCAUGGGAAUUGUAGUUCUGCAACAUCUGGGGAUCUACUUUUUGGGCACCCCUGAGGUCUAACAAACUGUUUUAUUGGAAAACAACAUAUUAACCAAUAUAAUGUGCUCUGUUUUUCAAGGCUGGAUGCACUCUGGUUAUCCCAUAAUGUGCCAUCUGGAGUCAGCUAAAGUUUUUCUAGAUUAUAAUGACCUCUGCAAGGGAACGUGGGGUGCUACCCAUGAACUAGGACACAACCAACAAUUAAGUGAAUGGGAACUACCCCCUCACACAGAUGAAGCUAUGUGCAACCUCUGGGCUAUCUACACCCAUGAAAAUGUACUGGAGAUCCUCCGAGCAGAUGCACAUUUUGAGCUGGAGCCCCAAAACAGAGAACAGAGGAUUGAGAAACAUAUGGAAAGAGGUGCCCCGCUGGAAGAAUGGACUGAGUGGCUCUGUUUGGAAACUUACCUACAGGUAACAAACCAUACUGGGUAUGCUAUAGCUCAGCUCGUUAUAUUUUUUAUGUUUAAUGAUACCACCAAAAUAUGUGUUAAUUAAACAGGUAUAAACAUUUGCAUGUAUGAACAUUUCAUUUUGUGUGUCUCUUUUUCCCCUCAGCCCCUUUGUGUGUCUCUUACAUCCCGUUGUAGCGUGGCCUCAUGGACAGUGGCAGAGGAUUUCUUUGUCCUCUAUCUAGUCUGACAAGAAGCUUUUAGAUCAGGCAGUUGAUAAAUAGGAUUCUCUACUCCGGUCCGUAAGACCACGCUACAUGGAAUGACUGCUAGUAGGGGAGCCCUGUGCACCCCUCUCCUACCAGUCACCUGGACAUUGCACGCCAUGGAUUGGUGCGCCCUAAGGCGGCUACUUGUGACACCGUGAGGUAGUGCUGGCCUGGCAUCGCAGAGAUGGUACUACAAUAAAAUCAGGAGAAUGGCAGUUGUGCAACUCUCCUUUAUAUGUAUUAAUGCCUAUUUUAAGUCUUAAUGUGUAACUGGUGUUUGUUUAUUAAACUGUGGUAUACGGUGUUUGGACAUUAAUAACCUAUGAUAAUUAAAAUAAUAUGUAUUUAUAUCUGUUUCUUCAGCUACAGGAAAGCUUUGGCUGGGGUCCGUACAUCAAGCUGUUUUCCAAUUACCAGAACAUGGUGGGCAUCAAGGAUGAAAAUAUUUUCAAGAUGAAUCUCUGGGCUGAAUUGUUUUCUCAAGAGGUUAAAAAAAAUUUGGUUCCAUUUUUCAAGACUUGGAAUUGGCCCAUUGAUGAGCAAACAUCAAAAAUACUUUCCUUAUUACCUGAAUGGGAUGAAAAUCCAAUGAAAAAAUAUAUUGUGUAAUUCUUCGUGUGGUUCAAUACUUGAACCUGACAUGCAGAUAAUCUAGAAUUAAUGUUUUGAAACAGUUCUAUACUCAAAACACCAUUUUCCUGUUUAGAAUUUUACAUAAAUAAGUCAUCUAAAUUGUAUAACAUCUUGCUAGGUGGGAUGAUGUCUCAUCUACACAUUUGUUUCUUUGUAUUGUGGGAGAAUCAAUAAAGCUAAUUAUAUAACCCCAUCACUGUUCUGUUCCACCAGUAACAUCUUUAGACACACUUAGAUCACUCUAGUACAGUAUGCGUGAAAAUGAAAUAGAUGUAUUCACUAGGAAAAUGUACACACCUGUGUGUGUCUGUAUGAAUGUUUCUCUGUAUGUGUGUGUAUGUGUGUGUGUGUGUGUUUGUAUGUAUGUGUGUGUCUGUAUAGAUGUGUCUCUGUGUGUGUGUGUUUGUAUGUAUGUGUGUAUGUACAGUGGCACCGGGCCCAUCAUGUGUGUACAGUGGCAUCCAUACAUUCAUCCUAUUAGUCAUUACAGUGAAAAGCAGUGGCUUACACACGGUCCAUGGGGCCCCGGUGCGAAAACUGAUCCAUUGGCCACAUGUCGGAGGGCACACGGUCGAAGGGGUCCGCUGGGCGGCCGGGCCCCCUGGAGUGACGGGCCGGUGCCACUGUACACACACACAUACAUACAAACACACACAGAGAAACAUAUAUACAGACACACACAUACAUACAAACACACAGACACAUACAUACACACAUACAGAGAAACAUUCAUACAGACACACACACAUAUACAAAAUAUUUUAGUCACCCUCCUGUUUCCUACAUUUUAGUGACUUCCCUGGGAUUCAGUGGUGGCUCAGCCUGAUGACUCCCUCCUCUCUUCCUUCCGCGCGGCUUCCGUUGUAAGCUGGGAGGAGUGACAGGGCAGUCACUUCUUGCCAGCUGUGAUGUCAUCAAAGGUGGGGCCCGGUCGUGCUGUUAAAGUGCCGCAGCACUGACCAGGUCCCCUGGAAAUCCAUAGCCAUCGGGUGGCCCUAACUGUAUGGGCCACUCGAUGGACCCCUUAAAGUGCAGCCCUGGCAGUUAUACCGUGACGGGCCCGGUCGCUGUUGCGACCCCUGUAUGUAUGCCACUGGUGAAAAGUGAAAGAUAAUUUGAAAUCAUGUGUUAUGGGGGAUUUAAUGUUAUAGGGUAUUUGCUUUAAAGAUGCUGUGGCAAAAAAACUCCAGUUUUCCUCAGAGAGGCAGAGUGAUUGGAACUGCAAUCCACAGCAUCUUGAAACACCACUUUGCUAAACUUGGCUUUAAUCCAGCUCUGUAUACCGCACAAUAAUUACAGCCAUUAUUCUAAAAGGGUGCUAUAAUGGCAUUAAGUUUGGAGUAACCCUGCAUCUUUUUAUCUUACUUCUUCUACAUAUCUCCCAACUUUGGCCUUCAAAGGGGUGUCACCAAUGACACAAAUUGCGUUACUGUUGAUGCUCCUAAAUAGGUGGGUACACUCACUGAAGGGAUGGGUGAGUCUGAGGUCAAGCACACCAGGCUCAAGACAGUCUCUUGGCCAGCCCCGGCAUAAGGACCAUGUAGAGUGAAUUGCUAAAGUGCUCUCUGCAUGGUCCAAUGAUUUCUGCACAACGUAAGCUUUUCCAAUUAUGCGCUUUUAUUGUGUUGCCCAGCAACAAGUCCCUGCUGUACCUGGAUGCAGGUCAUCGGGAAAGCGUAACAGCAGGACAAGACCCCAAACUUAAGACUGUCCUAGCAAAAGCUUGCAGACAAGAUGCAAAUUGUAUUAAGACACAGAGGUUUCUAGUGUAAUAUUCUCUUAAUAGCAUAAUACUCGCCUCCAUGUGAUUAAUAAAAUCAUGACUUUUUAAUAGUGAUGUCCCGAACUGUUCGCCGAACGGUUCGCCAUGAACGGUUCGCCGCGGACUCCAGUCAGCAGACACAUUCCAGCCAAUCAGCAGCAGACCCUCCCUCCCAGACCCUCCCACCUCCUGGACAGCAUCCAUUUUGAAGCUGCAUUCUUAGUGAGCUGUUCAGGAGGUGGGAGGGUCUGGAAGGGAGGGUCUGCUGCUGAUUGGCUGGAAUGUGUCUGCUGCCUGGAGUCCGUGGCGAACCGCUCUUGGCGAACCGUUCGGGACAUCACUACAUGUUAAUACUAAAAUCUGGGAAUUUACAUAUGCAUUCACAGACAUACACAUGGUUACACUCCCCCUGACACAUUGAUCCCACCAGACACACGGAUACACAUUCAAAGAUUCCAUCUAUACGCAUGUAUUCCAAAACACAGAAAAAAGCAUUUGCAACACUAAGAUUUAAAAAACACUGCCAGACAUACAAAAAUGCUCAGGUAAACAUUGCUAGACAAACACAUUAAAAGGCAUACCCUGUUAUACACUCAGAUACACAAUGUCACACACACAUACAAAUGAUCAAAAUACAAAGUGUGAAUGAUUAUCUAAAUUGUAAAAGAAAAUGUGAAGCAUUAAAUAAAAUCCCCUAUCCACAAAAUAAAAAAACACCUUUGGAGAAUGCGGGCAUCGAUCCCGCUACCUCUCACAUGCUAAGCGAGCGCUCUACCAUUUGAGCUAAUCCCCCUGAGAAGUAUCUGAAUCCAUAAAAUUUCAGGCAUUCUUCAUGUACCUAGCAAUAACGCCAGCCAGAGGCAGAGAGAUUUGUAUAAAUUCGAAGUACACAUCUAGUUGCUGAGUUAAUGGAAACCAUAAUGAAACUAUUAGAUGACCAUCACUACAGAUUUAUCUAAUAUAUUCACAUUUUUCUUGAUAAGCAAAUAUAGUAUCCUUGUAUAUAAAUGUAUUAUUUGUGAUAUAUGAGCCAAUAAAAAGAAUUAAUGUAGAAAAAAAAUGUUCUCUAUAUAGAAAGCACAGUUUCAGCAGUAAAAAAGAAACAACCUGCAUGAUUAUGUAGUUUCCCUGGUGGUCUAGUGGUUAGGAUUCGGCGCUCUCACCGCCGCGGCCCGGGUUCGAUUCCCGGUCAGGGAAGAUUUAUUUUUUUAUUCUGCGACAAUUUCCCUAAUAAAAUAUUUUUUUUCCAUAUGUAUAGUUUUUGUAACAUCAACUCUGUAAAAUUACACAAUGAAAACAAAAAUUUGUGUUAAAGUAAAUGGCGCUGGGAAAUCAGAAGCCUAGUGGAUAUGAAUAACAUUCAAUAGCUUAGGUCGGCAUAUUAAAAGUAAAGAUGGAAACAGCAUUUUAUUAAUGUCUUGCGAAUAACUAUCUAUUACAUUAGUGAUAAGAAAAAAAAAAAAAAAUCUGCGUUGGCCGGGAAUCGAACCCGGGUCAACUGCUUGGAAGGCAGCUAUGCUCACCACUAUACCACCAACGCCACAUGAUGACAUUUUCUCACAUUUCCCUUUUUGAGUUUCCAAAAGGUGAUACUUUGCCCACAAGAGAUAUCUUUCCUCCAGAUGAUUGAUUCAGAAAAUCUCAAGGCUGGUCCUUAACACUGUCAUAUAUUGUUUAUGUGCAAGUUACUAGCUACUAGCUAGACACAGGUAGAUCAGUCGGUGUAUAGAUUUCUGUAGGGAGACACAGUUAAAACAUAGUUCACUAGAGCUUUAUAGAGAAAAUGACUUGAAAUAGUAAUAAACAAAAUAAUAUAUUGAAUGACUUCUCUGUGAUAUAUAAAUGUCUAGAUCAGCCAAAUUCAGUGUAACAGACAACACACAAUGAUAUACAGGUAUGUCCUGCCAUUCCAUCCAGCUCUCCACCUCCCUCUGCACAGCCUGCCAUUCCAUCCAGCAUUCCACCUCCCCCUGCACAGCCUGCCAUUCCAUCCAGCAUUCCACCUCCCCCUGCACAGCCUGCCAUUCCAUCCAGCAUUCCACCUCCCCCUGCACAGCCUGCCAUUCCAUCCAAUAUUCCACCUCGCAGCCUGCCAUUCCAUCAGCAUUCCACCUCCCCCUGCAUAGUCUGCCAUUCCAUCCAGCAUUCCACCUCCCCUUGCACAGCCUCCAUCCAGCAUUCCACCUCCCCCUGCACAGCCUGCCAUUCCAUCCAGCAUUCCACCUCCCCCCUGCAGCCUGCCAUUCCAUCCAAUAUUCCACCUCCCCUUGUGCAGCCUGCCAUUCCAUCCAGCAUUCCACCUCCCCCUGCAUAG
Molecule: messenger RNA, 19661 nt
Organism: Pelobates cultripes (western spadefoot toad)
Lineage: Eukaryota; Metazoa; Chordata; Amphibia; Anura; Pelobatidae
Source: the annotation of a GenBank genome assembly